Podarcis muralis (Common wall lizard) is the source of this 4067-nucleotide messenger RNA. RefSeq names its product alpha tocopherol transfer protein like (gene TTPAL). The record is from RefSeq and is a predicted model, not a curated record. Gene Ontology annotation, molecular function: phosphatidylinositol bisphosphate binding. Gene Ontology annotation, cellular component: membrane. NCBI's taxonomy places the organism in Eukaryota, Metazoa, Chordata, Lepidosauria, Squamata, Lacertidae.
GCCCGGGGAGGCCUGGCGGGCGGUGGCCGGGCUCCAGCCGAGGACUUGGGCUGCCUCCUGGACGUCGCUUCGGGAAAAGCCGCGCGCGGUUUCCCAGGGAACUGGAGGCUUCCUAAGGUUACUCGUGAGGAGGGAGAGUUUUUUUUCCCUCGGGUGGGAGCGGAGAAAGGCCGCCCUGCGAAACUGGCAGGCGAUUCAAGACCAGUAACUAGCCCGGAUCCAGCCAAUUACCUGGGUUCCAUUGAAACAUAUGGGCAUAGCUGCCAACUUUUCCCUUUUCUUGCGAGGAAUCCUAUUCGGAAUAAGGGAUUUUCCAAGAAAUCCCAACUUUAAUGAAGUGGCAGGCAAAAAUGUUUGAAUACAUAGAAUUGGCGAAAUUGACUUUAUAAGAUUCGGAACCAAAGUUCAAAAAGGAUUGGAGUAAAUUUGUUGAAUGUAUACGGAGUAAUUGUGAGAAUUUAAAAACUGUGGCAGGGUUAAUGUAAAUCUUGUGAUGUGGAUGGAGUGUAAAUAAGAAACUGUAAGAAAAGAGUUGAGACAUGAAAACCGUUGAAGGGAUAGAAGGAAGUCCGGGCGCAAUAAGGCUCAGGGUAAAUAAGAAGACAUACAAAUUUUUGAAUAUUUUCCCACUAACCAAUGUCAGGAAAUGGUGAUGGCACCAUUCCAAGUCCCUCUGUGGGAUCUCUGUCAGAGAUUGAGGUCCUGCCCGAUCAGCCAAAGUAUGUGUGCUCAUUGUCCGCUGAGCUUGUCGCCAAGGCACGUGAAGAGCUGCAGGAAAAACCUGAGUGGCGGCUUCGAGAUGUUCAAGCCCUCAGAGACAUGGUGUGCAAAGACUAUCCUAACCUGGGAACAUGUUUAGACGACGCUUUCUUGCUCAGGUUCCUUAGAGCCCGGAAGUUUGAUUAUGAUCGGGCACUUCAGCUUCUUGUGAACUAUCACUGCUGUAGGAGGAGUUGGCCUGAAGUUUUUACUAACCUGAAACCGUCUGCUAUAAAGCCUGCCUUAGAGUCUGGUUUUGUCACUGUGCUUUCUCACUUAGAUACUGAAGGACGCCAUGUUGUUUGCAUUCGCCCAGACAGAUGGAUCCCAAGUAACUACCCAAUUACUGAAAAUAUUCGUGCCAUAUACUUAACAUUAGAAAAGCUCAUUCAGUCUGAAGAGACCCAGGUGAAUGGAAUUGUUAUCCUUGCAGACUACAAAGGAGUCAGCCUAUCUAAGGCAUCUCAUUUUGGUCCCUUUAUAGGCAAAAAAGUGAUUGGAAUUCUUCAGGAUGGCUUUCCUAUUAGAAUAAAAGCUGUCAAUAUUAUAAAUGAACCUCGAAUAUUCAAGGGCAUUUUUGCCAUCAUCAAACCCUUUCUGAAAGAGAAAAUAGCAAAUCGGUUUUUUCUUCAUGGGUCAGACUUGAGCUCUCUUCACCACAACCUUCCACCAUGGAUCCUACCUGAAGAAUAUGGGGGCACUGCAGGGAAACUGGAUAUCUCUGCCUGGAAUGAGCUGCUGUUGGCCUCAGAAGAUGACUUCCUGUAUGAUGCUUCUCUUCUGGCUCCCUCCACUGACUCUUCUCCUCUCGACCCAUUAUUGACUGGGGAGAUUGAUGAGAAGCAAUGUGAUGACUCUUUGCGAAGCUUGAAAACGCAACUCUAUUCCUGCUAUUAACAUAGCAGUUAAAGCUUCCAAAAGGUCACCUUCCUGUUUACAAAGGGAUUACGAACUCUGCCUUGUUCUUAGGUAGACUGUAGCGUAGGCGUAGAGACAGCUGAGGGAGGCACUUUACAUUGGAACCAAAGCAAAUUAAAAAGGGGAAGCCAUGGAGCAAGGUGAAGUUCUACCGCAAUCCAGGAGAAGGGUGCAGUUUUGAGGCACCGUAAACGUGGUUUCUUGACCCUUUGCAAACAGCAGCAUCUCCUAAGAUUACACUUAUGUGACUUAAGGAACGUUGCUAACGCCAAGGUUUUAAGCACAAUUAUUUGGAAGCAAGUUGCUCUGAAAUUAAUGAGACCUGCUUCCAAAUGGGCAAGUUUAGGGUCAAAGUGCUAGACUUUCUCAGGCUGAAAAGAGCUAAAAUGGCCAACAGUUUUGACAAAGCGGAAGUGUCAUAAUGCAUUAUACAGUACUGACUUUCCCUAGAGAAGAAAUAAUAUUGGUUGUGUGAUAUAAUGGUAGCUGUUUUACGGCAGGCUAGUUUCUAGGAGUAAAUGCCGGGCUGCCAUUCUGAUACACUUUGGUUUGACAUGCUCUGAUGAUCGCUAUCGUUAUUCAGUUAUUUCCACAUAUAAGCAUAUUCUCUUCUCUUGUAGGGGGUGUGUUGCCACUGAGAUGCAAACCUUAGACUUGAAUCUUGCAGACAGGGUUUGCAAAUGCAGUGGGUAUCCUUAAAACCACUGAAAUCAAUGAAAGCACAUGUUCACUCUGCCUAAUAGAAAGCAUUAAAGAAUCUGUACACCGUUUUUAUGCCCAUACUUGAAUUUGUACCAGGACCAACUGAAAGGGACAGGUAAUUCUGCUUAUUAGCUUAGCUGCCAGUUAAUACCCCGCCUUAGUUAUAGAAUUCUAUUACCAUAGGUCUUGGGGGGGGGUGUAAUACAGAAACUGUCAUAGUUGUAGAUGUCUGUCCAGCAAAGCAAGGAUGCGUGUUUAGACGUGUUUAUUUCCGAGUCUCUGUAAACCAAAUGGACAGGGUAUUUUACAAGCACAAUUUCUGUUUUGUAAAUGUAACUAUUUUCCGUUCAGUGUGUGUGUGGAGGGGGGGAUGUUAUCAGUUGGACCUCAGUGCUAAAUUGGCUUCCUUUUACAAAGGUCACUUUCUGUCCGUCCUUCAUGGUUGUCCUUGUUAAUGUGCAUUAGUGCUUUAUGUCUUCCUUUUAUUCGUGGCUUAUCUCAUGUGUGUUUGGUCUUGGAGUUAUGUACGCAACUUCCUCUUCUUUCAUAGUCUUGAGUUGUAGAUUAACCUAGAUAUUUGUGACAUCCAGCACUUCAGCCUGAAACCUUUGUGGAGAUUGAAUUGACUGCUGUUUCAUGUUUAGAGGGAGGCAGGUCAACACUUAUUACCACCUCAUCUAUUAGCACUUUCAACUAGAUGGUUGGAGCUAUUUGCGGAGGCUUUUACCUAGUGCCAACUACAGACCAGAAACUGGUGCUUAUUGUAAAUAUGAGAUAAGGUUUUCAGCUGGUGGACUUUUUGUAUUGUCAGUGCCAAACUUGUAUUUCCCCUCACAUUAAAAAAAAAAAAAGCAUAACCAUCUGCCUCUGUAUUGCCAAAAGGUGAAGCAAUUUUGUGUGCUUGAACUAGAGGCCCCAUUGAUUAUACUAUGUGGUAUGUUAUCAAAAAAGGCCAUCAUAGGCAUUUGAAACAGGUUUUAUUAUUAUUACGCAAAGCUUUUUACAAGUGUUCUGAAAUGGAUAUACUAGGUGUAAAUCUUUCUUCUGGCAGUCACAGGUAGCUCCUGUGCAUGUAAGAAGUGUGAAAACACGUGAUACUGAAUGAUGAAGUUCAUUAUUGUGCAGAAAAAGAUCUAAACUCAUCUUUUAAUUUAAACUGUCCCUCUAAGUUUGGGGCAAAUUAAACAGCUAGCAUAGUGUUACAGAAGUUAAGUUCAGGUAUUAUGUUUAUACUAAUGCACUAAUUUUUCAAGUAGAGAUAUUAGCAGCUAAUAUAUCUAAUGUACCCUCAACCUUUAUUUAAGAAAUUAUUUGGUCGUAUUGAAACAGUACCAGGCCUUAAGAAAGAGACAUUGGUGACCUACCACAACUGUCAAAUUGCCUUUAAGUCUAACAGAAAAUGAAAGAUACUUGAAUUUAUACAGUGGGCUUGACAGGCACUAUUAUAAUUUUUGAUGUUUUUUCCAGAAUAGUAGUUGAGGUGCUUUAUUUCUACUAUUCCAUCAGUCAGUUUUGGCAUUUUGCUAAGUAAAUUGUUUCAGUAUUGGUUUUGCCUUUUGCUGUAUGUAGAAGUCAGGUGUUUGGUUACAGUAUACACCUGUGAGAAUUUAUUUUUAUAUUGCAUUUUAUAAAAGGAAUAGUUUAAUUGUAACUUUAUGCAUGAGUGGAUAUUAAACCAUCUACCUUAA